AACAUAACCUCUUUCAUAAAAAUACUCCGAGAAUCGUCUUGGAUUGUUUCUGUUUUCCCCAAAAAAGGAUGCCAGGGACCUCUAAACAGGCUCAAAUUAUUGUGAAAAUGGAAGAAGAGAAAGUGAUUACGAUUUCGGAUAUGCUGAAAAGCAUAGAGAGGUACAACCCGGAACACCUCAAAGUGAUUGAGAAUUACGUGGAGGAUCAGGCAAAGGAUAAUAGCUACGAUCUGGAGGCAAAUCUGGCAGUGCUGAAGCUCUACCAGUUCAACCCGCAUCUCCUCAAUCUCGACAUAACUCACCUGAUCCUCCUGAAGGCACUCACGAAUCUACCCCAUACGGACUUUGUGCUGUGCAAAUGCCUCCUGCUCCCCACGCAGACUGCCGAUGAUACAGUCAAGGAGAUAAUUCACUUGGUUGACAUCCUGGAGCAAUGCGACUUUGCCAUGUUCUGGGCACGUAUUAAACUCAAUCCGGAUCUCGUGCGCAAAAUUGCUGGCUUCUACGAUUCAAUAAGGAAGUUUGUGUGUCACGUUGUCUCCAUCACGUUCCAGAGUAUUGAAAAGGACUACCUUUCGCGCCUUCUGGGGGACAUUGACGAUCACACCCUGUCGCUUUGGAUUAAAAAGUACGGAUGGAAGGAUCAGGGAAAUUUGGUAUUUAUCGCCAAUCAAGAUGAGAACAUCAAGACAAAGAAUAUCACUGAGAAGAUUGAAUUUGAAAAUUUAGCUCCUCUCAUGGCGGCAUGUUUGUAAAAUGUCUUCUGCGACAUGCCCCAUUUUAUAAAUAUUACAAAAUGUUCCACAUUUUGAUUAAUUUAACCUUCUAUCCCUCAAGACGAUCCUCCAGAACAUUUACCAGGAUGUAUUGGUUCUAAAAAAAAUAAGAGAAUGAAAAUAAAUUUUCUUGUGUGGAAGGAAAAAAA
Molecule: messenger RNA, 925 nt
Organism: Lutzomyia longipalpis
Lineage: Eukaryota; Metazoa; Arthropoda; Insecta; Diptera; Psychodidae
Gene: eIF3k
Product: eukaryotic translation initiation factor 3 subunit K
Exons: 2
Coding region: 69-755 (228 amino acids)
Biological process (GO): regulation of translational initiation
Cellular component (GO): cytoplasm; eukaryotic translation initiation factor 3 complex
Molecular function (GO): translation initiation factor activity; ribosome binding
Source: RefSeq, a predicted model, not a curated record